Scheffersomyces stipitis CBS 6054 is the source of this 527-nucleotide messenger RNA. RefSeq lists its product as uncharacterized. Gene Ontology annotation, cellular component: Golgi membrane. The record is from RefSeq and is a predicted model, not a curated record. Bases 1 to 423 code for a protein of 140 amino acids. Lineage: Eukaryota; Fungi; Ascomycota; Pichiomycetes; Serinales; Debaryomycetaceae. The transcript has 6 exons. Gene Ontology annotation, biological process: vesicle-mediated transport.
AUGAACUUGGAUCUGUUUGAUGGACUGGACUUGAACAAUGCGUUCCGCAUUACUAACUUGGUCGUUUCUGGAUUAGCUGUGUUGGCAGGAUUAUCUCAAUUGUUCAGUGGAAUACAUUCAUUUCUAGUAGGAGUAUACGUUAUCGCCUUUGGUGGUAUCAUUGGAUUAUUGGAGUUUAGAGUUCCAGCCGAGGCUUACGCUUAUGGGUCCUUCUUGUUCUCGUUUAUCGGACGAGGUGUUUUCUACACUUUGAUUGGUGUGAGUAUAAAUGGAGCUAGCAUUUUCAGAGUGUUUGCUGCACUCAUCAUUUUUGUUGUUGGUUUGGUAUAUAUUGGGUUGGAGGCUAUUCCUAGCAUUUCUCCUCCUGAGAACAUGAACCCAGAGGGAAUCUCCAUUGGUAUCAAUGACGAAGAUAUCGUCUGAGAAGGGGGAAAAGCUACAGGGCUGCCGCGGUAUUCCCAGUAAUUACAAAGUAGUGUGAAAGUGUAGGUUUAGUAUUGGACUAAUAGAUGCUGAUGUCUGAGUAG